Messenger RNA from Phacochoerus africanus (Common warthog), 5677 nucleotides. It is a transcript of the gene AMPD2, whose product is annotated as adenosine monophosphate deaminase 2. The coding region runs from base 2294 to 4807 and encodes 837 amino acids. The record is from RefSeq and is a predicted model, not a curated record. The transcript is spliced from 18 exons. Gene Ontology annotation, molecular function: AMP deaminase activity. NCBI's taxonomy places the organism in Eukaryota, Metazoa, Chordata, Mammalia, Artiodactyla, Suidae. Gene Ontology annotation, biological process: IMP salvage; AMP metabolic process. Gene Ontology annotation, cellular component: cytosol.
GUGUGGGUGCAGCAAGAGGUGUAUUUGCACACGUGUCAGCGUGUGGAUGUGCUAAGACUGCAUGUGGAGCGUGUGUGAAUGGAGUGGGGGAUGCGUGGGACUGACUGGUUGGCCGACUGGCCACACUCCUGGCAGCUGUGUCUUUACCAGGCAGGCUCAGGCUGUCCUGCUGCGGUUAGUUCCUCUUUCCAGGAUCCCAGAUCUCAAAUCCUCUUACCGGGGCUCUGACAUUGGGACCCACUUACCGUCCCCAGGCAUCCUGGGCCUGGGGGCCCAACUGUAUCUAUCGUUCACAGUUUGUUCAUUCCUGGUCUGUCUUGUGAGCUUCCUCAGAAGUGUGGGGUGUCCUUGGAUCCGGCCCAUGUUGGGGCUUGGGCUGGGGCCACUGCCUGCCUGCGUGUAAUCCUGUACCCUUUGGUUCGGCUCCCACUCCAGUAGGCAUCUCCGCAUUAUUUGGAGCAGGCAGUGUGGUAUGGCUGUGCCCGUCUCCCUGAGGGCUCAGCUGCCUGGGUCUGUGCUUGCUAAGGGCUAGCUACCUGCCACCUGCUGCCCCAGACCUUGUGGCUGAGGGAAGACACCCCCACUUUGGUGACCAGAUCAAGCCUGUGUUCCCCCUCAGCAGCUGUCUGUACUUACAGCCUGAUUUUUCAUACGCCUACCUUCAGUUUUUCUUAUGCUACUACAGAUGCUGGCCUGAGUUCUGUACUGCGCCGGGGGGCUGUGUUCCCUGUGCCCAGGUCUGUGUCUCCAGAGGGUGUGUCCCCGGGGGCUAGGGCUGUAUACCUUUGAGCAGUCAUGUGGUGGGAACAUCUGAUACUUGCUGGCCAAAGCCUUGGCAGUGAGUAAGGGGCUUUGGUCAAGUGAGUAGACAGGUUGGCCAGAAUCUUGGAGUUGGUGGGAGUGGAUGGGACGUAGUCCCCUCUGGCUCUUGGUCAGUAUGCCCUGUGUGUGUGUGUGUGUAUGUGUGUGUGUGUGUGUGUGUGUGUGUUGCUGUAGCACAGACCCUGGGUGAAGCGACCAGCAGCCAGCUGGGUGUUCCAGACCUGACCUCAUAGAGUGUGGAGGUUACUGCCUGUCUGUCACCUCCAGUGAACCCUGGCAGCCUUGCGCGGUGGCCUGGCAGCCCGGGGGGGUGGCUUUGCCUGCUGGAACCUGUCCUGGUCCCCCCAGCAUUUCUGUGGAGGCCCAUGGUGAUUCUCUGGGAGAGGCGGUUGAGAUGAGGGCCUUUGACUCCAUCCAGGCCAAGGCUGGGGGUCUGUGGCCCACCUCUCCGGAGGGCAUUGGAAGUGGGGAGGAGUUGUGUAGAGUCAGGGUUCUUGGGGGAGCAAGGACCUCAGCCUCUGUCUUACUCUUCGAGCGUAGAGCAGGAGCCCAUCUUUCCAUCCCCUCUGCUUUGGCCCCUUCCAAGUAAGAAGCGUCCCCACCCUCCCAGUGCCUUCCUCUUCACACCGCCCUGCCUGCUCAUUGCCUUAACCCACGUUGACCUCAGAAUGUCCCCCAGCAGUGGGUGGGACUGUAUGUGGGAAGCGUUCGGAGGGUCCCAGGAGUUCAGAUCGUGGUGUUUUCCAGAACACUUGCAGAGGCAUAUCUCUGUGUGCCUUACUGCAGCUGUGGCUAAGCAGGGCAAGCCCCCUUAUCGCUCCUCUAUAGGCAGACUUGAAGGCUCCAGAAGGUCGAGACUUGCUAGUAAUUGGGAGCAGAGUCAGACUGAAAUUCUAGUCCCUCUUCUCCCAAACCUCUUCUCCUGGGCAGUUUGUCCCCAGCGAUAGACCGGGACAGGGGAGGUCUAGGGGGCCAUGAGCCAGUCCUCCGGGCCUCAGGGAGGCCUUGUAACUGGUCCCUUCCUGGACUGAGCCUCUUGCCCAGCUGCCAGCCAGCUCCUUUCCCCAGCAGAGGCCCUGUCUCUCCCAAGGGACCCCAUAUUUGGGGGCCCAGAGGAGAGUGGUGAGCAAAACGAGGCCACUGGGCCGAGGCAGCUGGUGGGGAGCUGUUGGCGUGGUGGCGAGGACGGCUGCUCGCCCUCUGACUCUGGCCAGUGGGGCCCAGGGCACUGUUCCCUCGGGUGCUGCACUGUAAGGAGGCUUAUCCCCUCCCUGCCAGCCUUCCGGCCGUAUCAGCCUGCCCUGCUCCUUCCCCUCGGGGCCCACUUUGGGCUGGGCCCUGGCACUGUAGAGGUUAAAGCUCUGUUCAGUCCAGGGGUUCCUCUAAUCUCCCAACUCCUUCCCUUUGGAUUCCUGUGCUCCCCUGAGCUCUCCCAGCCCCCGGCUUGCCGUCAUCCCGGGGUCUCCCCCACAUGCAGCUGCACUUGGUACAGCCCGUGCCGGCCCCUGAGCUGUCCUGGGGGACUGGCUGCAGCUCCACUCAGCAAACAGGCGGGCAAGGGGCACAGGGCUGCUGGCUGGUGCUGCCUGACUCUGCAGAGGCCCGGGGUGGGCUGGGGGCCCCCCCGCUGCAGUCUGCCCGAUCCCUGCCAGGCCCUGCCCCCUGCCUCAAGCACUUCCCGCUCGACCUGCGCACGUCUAUGGAUGGCAAAUGCAAGGAGAUCGCCGAGGAGUUGUUCAGCCGCUCCCUGGCGGAGAGUGAGCUCCGAAGCGCCCCCUACGAGUUCCCCGAGGAGAGUCCCAUUGAGCAGCUGGAGGAGCGGCGGCAGCGCCUGGAGCGGCAGAUCAGCCAGGAUGUCAAGCUGGAGCCGGACAUCCUAUUUCGGGCCAAGCAAGAUUUCCUGAAGACGGACAGUGACUCGGACCUCCAGCUGUACAAAGAGCAGAGCGAGGGGCAGGGUGACCGCGGCCUGCGGGAGCGUGACGUGCUGGAGCGGGAAUUUCAGCGUGUCAGCAUCUCCGGGGAGGAGAAGUGCGGGGUGCCGUUCACAGACCUGCUGGACGCCGCCAAAAGUGUGGUGCGGGCGCUUUUCAUCCGGGAGAAGUACAUGGCCUUGGCCCUGCAGAGCUUCUGCCCCACCACCCGCCGGUACCUGCAGCAGCUGGCCGAGAAGCCACUGGAGACACGGACCUACGAGCAGGGCCCCGACACCCCUGUGUCCGCUGACGCUCCGGUGCACCCCCCUGCCCUGGAGCAGCACCCGUAUGAGCACUGUGAGCCAAGCACGAUGCCGGGGGACCUGGGCUUGGGUCUGCGUAUGGUGCGGGGUGUGGUUCACGUCUACACCCGCAGGGAACCUGAUGAGCAUUGCUUGGAGGUGGAGCUGCCAUACCCCGACCUGCAGGAAUUUGUGGCAGAUGUCAAUGUGCUGAUGGCUCUGAUUAUCAAUGGCCCCAUAAAGUCGUUCUGUUACCGCCGGCUGCAGUACCUGAGCUCCAAGUUCCAGAUGCACGUGCUGCUCAAUGAGAUGAAGGAGCUGGCCGCCCAGAAGAAGGUGCCACACCGAGAUUUCUACAAUAUCCGCAAGGUGGACACGCACAUCCACGCCUCGUCCUGCAUGAACCAGAAGCAUCUGCUGCGCUUCAUCAAACGGGCGAUGAAGCGGCACCUGGAGGAGAUCGUGCACGUGGAGCAGGGUCGCGAGCAGACGCUGCGGGAGGUCUUCGAGAGCUUGAAUCUCACUGCCUACGACCUGAGCGUGGACACGCUCGACGUGCAUGCGGACAGGAACACCUUCCACCGCUUUGACAAGUUCAAUGCCAAAUACAACCCUAUCGGGGAGUCUGUCCUCCGAGAGAUCUUCAUCAAGACCGACAACCGGGUUUCUGGGAAGUACUUCGCUCACAUCAUCAAGGAGGUGAUGUCAGACCUGGAGGAGAGCAAAUACCAGAACGCCGAGCUGCGGCUGUCCAUCUACGGGCGCUCGCGGGACGAGUGGGACAAGCUGGCGCGCUGGGCCGUCGUGCACCGCGUACACUCGCCCAACGUGCGCUGGCUCGUGCAGGUGCCCCGCCUCUUUGACGUGUACCGUACCAAGGGCCAGUUGGCCAACUUCCAGGAGAUGCUGGAGAACAUCUUCCUGCCGCUGUUCGAGGCCACCAUCCACCCUGCCAGCCACCCAGAGCUGCACCUCUUCUUGGAGCACGUGGAUGGCUUCGACAGCGUGGAUGAUGAGUCCAAGCCCGAGAACCACGUCUUCAACCUGGAGAGCCCCCUCCCGGAGGCUUGGGUGGAGGAGGACAACCCACCCUACGCCUACUACCUGUACUACACCUUCGCCAACAUGGCCGUGCUCAACCACCUGCGCAGGCAGAGGGGCUUCCACACGUUUGUGCUGCGGCCACACUGCGGGGAGGCCGGGCCCAUCCACCACCUGGUGUCGGCCUUUAUGCUGGCUGAGAACAUCUCACACGGGCUGCUUCUGCGCAAGGCCCCAGUCCUGCAGUACCUGUAUUACCUGGCCCAGAUCGGCAUCGCCAUGUCCCCACUCAGCAACAACAGCCUCUUCCUCAGCUACCACCGGAACCCGCUACCCGAGUACCUGUCCCGCGGCCUCAUGGUUUCGCUGUCCACCGACGAUCCCCUGCAGUUCCACUUCACCAAGGAGCCGCUGAUGGAAGAGUACAGCAUCGCCACCCAGGUGUGGAAGCUCAGCUCCUGCGACAUGUGCGAGUUGGCACGCAAUAGUGUGCUCAUGAGCGGCUUCUCCCACAAGGUGAAGAGCCACUGGCUGGGACCCAACUAUACCAAGGAGGGCCCCGAGGGCAACGACAUCCGCCGCACCAACGUGCCCGACAUCCGCGUGGGCUACCGUCAUGAGACCCUGUGCCAGGAGCUGGCGCUCAUCACGCAGGCCGUGCAGAGCGAGAUGCUGGAGACCAUCCCGGAGGAGGCGGGCCUCACCAUGAGCCCAGGGCCGCAGUGAGCCCAGCCCUCGCAGCGCCCCCACAUCUCAGCACCUUGACCAUGUUCUGUCCGCAGACCCCUCCCACCCUGUGUGGUCUCUGCAUGUGUCCAUUCAUCUUCGUUCUGCCCUGCAUGUCUGCCUGUCCCUGUCCCUGUACCACCACAGGGAAAGUGGUACCCACAAUCCACUUUGCCCUUGUCUUGGCUCAGGUGGCACCUGACGGCCCUGGUGUGAGGGCCGCCCUGCCAAUGGCCCUGUCCCAGGAUGCUCUGAAGCCUGGCUGUUCUGUAGGCAUUUCCGUGUCCACAAGAGCUCAGGAUGGUUGUGGGGGGGCUGGUCCCUCUAGGCCUUGGGGUCCUGCUCAGGCAAGUCCAAGCUCUGGCUGGAGCUCAAGUGUAGGCCCCUGUCUUGUUUAUGUGACUCAGGGGCAGCUGAGUGUGGCCAGUACGCGUGUGUAGUGGGCACGGGCUGCAGGGGUCUGUGGCGCUCCAGCAGCCCCGGGGGUGGGUAGAGCUGGCUGAGUCACAGCUCCGGCUGCCUGGACUCGAGCCCUGGAGUUGCGGGACCACCACCUCCACCAGGUCACUGCCCAGCAGCUUUCUCCGUCCUUUCUCUGGUUCACAUGCUCCUCUGGUGUCCUCUUCUUGUGCCUCUGUGGGAGGGGCAGCCACCCUGUGCUGUGUCUGGGGCCACUGUAGCUGGAGGGUCCUGGAUCGGCCACCAGCCCUGGGGGUAGUCUCCCCACUGUGGUCCCCAGAGUUUUGACCAGAUCUGGAUCCCACCUGGUCCCCUGUGUUGAGUUCUGGACCGAGGCCUUUGCUGUGAAAUGCAGUGUUUCAUACAAUCCUGUCUUUCCUAGUGCAUGAGAAAUAAAGAUUAUUUAAGUAA